Messenger RNA from Colletotrichum truncatum, 720 nucleotides. Its product is annotated as glutathione s-transferase. Lineage: Eukaryota; Fungi; Ascomycota; Sordariomycetes; Glomerellales; Glomerellaceae. The record is from RefSeq and is a predicted model, not a curated record.
AUGUCUCCGUCCCUAACUCUCUACCGCGUCAACGGGUCCUGCGCCCUGGUCCCGCACUGCAUCCUAACGCAGUACGCCAUCCCAUUCCACGGCGUCCCCAUGGAGCCCACGCCGGAUUCAUCCUUCGGCAGCCGAUACAGAGCAACAGACGGGUCCCUUUCCCACGAGGAAUACCUACGGAUCAAUCCGACAGGCUACGUCCCAUGCAUCGUUGUCCAACCCGAUCACAACGACGGCGACGACGGGGCCUCGGGGACGGCAAUCGGCGAGAUGCCUGCGGUGCUCACUUACAUCGCCUCCCUGCUCCCGGAGAAGAACCUCCUAGGCAGGACCGACGCCCAGCGGGCCAAGGCAUAUGAAUGGCUGUGCUGGCUGUCGGGCACGCUGCACAGUUUAGGAUUCGCGGCGUUCUGGAGGCCUGAACGGUUUGUCGUGGGCGAGGAGGCGAAGAAGGAGGUUAGUGUCAGGGGCAGGGAGGUGAUUGACAAGUGUUAUGCGCGGAUCGAGGCCGCGCUGAACGGGAGGGAGUUUGCUGUUGGUGAGGGUUUGACCGUGGUCGAUUUCAAUCUCUAUGUGUUUUGGCGCUGGGGCAGGUUGAUCGAUGUUGACAUGGAACGCCACUAUCCCAGUUAUGGACGGCUGAUGAGGGUGGUUGAGGGGCUUGAGGGGGUUAGAAAGGCAGUGCAAGUCGAGGGGAAACAGCUUUACUUUGAGGAAUGA